This is a messenger RNA of Cylindrotheca closterium, 477 nucleotides long. The record is from the annotation of a GenBank genome assembly. NCBI's taxonomy places the organism in Eukaryota, Bacillariophyta, Bacillariophyceae, Bacillariales, Bacillariaceae.
AUGAGCAAUCUGAUUAAUUGUCAUCAAAAGGAGAAGGAAAACAUUGCGAGUUUUCGUAAACGAUUUGAAGAAAGGGCAAAGGCAUUGCAAGCUUUGCUUGGUGAUGAUUUUUUGGACAAAUUUACUGAGAAGAGUCAGGAAUAUGAUUUAUUGGGAAGCAAUGCUGAACGAUUGCAACAUAAGAAGGAAUCAUGGGAAAGAUUCAUGGCCAACGGAUUUCUGUAUAUUUCCGAUAGAGCCAAGUAUCAAUCAAGAAUUGAUGGAAUGACGGCGCAGUACACGUUGAAGCAUCUGGAUUUCAAACAACGUUGUACAUUUCCAACUACUUUGGAAAAUGCUGCUGAUGUUUUGAAUCAACACAAACACGAUAACAGGAAGAAGAAUUCGAAUGAAGGAAAUUCGAAUGGACAAGGCAAACAGAACAAGUCAAACAACAAUCAAAAUGACGGAGCUCAGUUUUUGCAACAACAAACUUGA